GUUCAUCAACAAUCUACGGUCUUCAGUGUCCACGCCCUCACGUUGUUCCAUAAGGCAGACAACUCGCUAGCCAUCGUAUAGCCGUUAUUCAUCACGACACAAGACGAACAGCCGACCUCCCCUACAUACAGGCGGGACGACGGUUUCGCAUACAGGCAACACUCCAGUCGGCGGCGACCAUAACUUCUGAGUCAACUCAAGGCAACGGCGACUGGCAUACCGCUUCGGAACUGCCCAACUAGAGCGGCGUAGCUGGCAGCAGACGACGCGACGAACACGAGCUUUUGUUACCAAUCACGACACACGGCUUUGCGAGCGAACAUUGUGUUUCUAGUGUCAAAGGCUCGCAAGUGAGUCUGGGAUUCGCGAUCCGGCGAUUGAGUCGCACGCGAUUGGGCGAUUACGUCGCACGAUAUUGGGCGAUUGAUUCGCACGCGAUUGGGAGACUGCAUCGCACGCGACUGGUCGAUUGAGUCGCACUGUGCCGUCGGAUUGAAGUACUGGCAUAUCAUACUGACACAUUACGCCGAAACAUUACGCCGACUCGUUCCAGCUCCAAAUUGCUGGUCGCGUCGUGGUUCGAUCGUGAAGACGCUGUCAGGCUACGGUGUCGCAGUGGGGUUACACCUUUCGCCAACGGUCGCUAACGCCUGGCACCAAGCCAGCCCGUUAAUAUAUCCCUUCAUCUUCUGCGACAUUCCGCAUCGCCAUUCGAAGCCUCUCGUCGCAUUCCUAGCUACUCCCCUACCCACCGACCCCACGGUCUCCCCCCCACCCCACUCUCAGCCUCCCCCUCCCUCCCUCCCUGCCUCAUCUCCAUUCCUACCCUUUCCCUCCCUUUCUUACGCCGCUCCUACUCUCCCCCAUCGCACUUCUAUUCUAUUCCCCCAUCCCCUUCCUCGUUAGCCGCCCCUUCCGCCACCACGGGCGGCGCUCCCUUCCCCCGCCUCCUCUUCCGCAACCCCCGCAGCCCCCUCUGCAACCCCCUGCUUCCCCCGCCCAAGGUUCCCCCUCCCCGCCGCCGCCUCCCCCCUCCCCGCCCCUCUUCUUUUUUCCCCCCGCGGCCGCCGCCACCCUGGACGCGGAGGAGAGGUUACUUGGGGGGACGGAUGGGGAAACGGGGGAAGGAGCCGGGGGGAACGCGGGAGGGGUGAGCGGAGAGGAAAGAGCGGGGAAGGAAGGGGGAAAGGAGGAAGGCUUAGGAGAAAGGUCGGGGGACAUUAUGGGAGGGGGCAGCGCGAGCGGGGAACAGGAGCCGCUGACGGGCGGGAGAGGCGGAGGAGGGGGGGAGAGGGGGAAGGCGGGGAGAAGGGGGGAGGAGAGGAACAAGGGGUGGAGGCGGAGGGUGUUGGGGAGGGGUGGCAGCAGACGGUUUCGGAUGUUAAGACUGGCUCGGGGAGCUGCGCCGUGCGCGCAGCAGAUGAGAUGCGGAGAGAGGGGGAGGAGGGUGGGGAGGGGAAGAGCGUGGGGGGGAUGCAAGGUGGGGAAGGAGGUUCAGAAGCAGCACCAGGGGGGGAAGGGGGGGAAGGGGGGGGAGGUGGGGAAGGAGCGGAAGACGAAGCUCCAGGGCAGAGUGGAGGAAAGGUGGCUGGAGGGCAGCAGUCGGCAGUCUCUCAGCAAAUAGACCCCUCUCAAGCAGCAUCCAGGGCCCCACGGGCCGCAGCCGCAGGGGCAGCAGGCGGAGGGGGAGGGCGCACUUGGGGCGGGGGCAUCCGCGCCAACACGACCCCGUACUGGCGCUUCGUGCAGAUCAUCUCCGCAGUGGGCGCGGGGGUGAUCUUCGUCCCGGCGCUCGUCUUCACUGUGAUCAUCUUCCUGCGCUCGCUCUGCCUGCAACUUUGGUACCGCUUCUGCUACACCGGGGCUGUGCGACGGCGUAACCGGCGUGUGGUUACCCCCUCGUGCCUGUCCGUGCUGCCGUGCAUGCGGGGGACCCUGGAUUUGGGGGAGAGGCUGGAGGUGGUUUCGUGGGAAGGGGGGCGGGUGGUGACAUGGCGGAAGGGAGAGGAGGCGGCGAGAGGGAGCGGUGCUGGUGGUGCUGCUGUUGCUGGUGGUGGUGCUGGUGGUGGCGAUGCUGGCAGUUCAAGCAGUGAGCCGGCAAAGGAAGGGGAGGUGAGCAAGGGAGCAACAGGCGACGGAGGAGGGGAGGUGCGGAUCGACGUGGAAGCAAGUGGGGGAGGAGCGAGUGUGGAGGCAGGAGCAGAGAGUGAGGGGGGAGGCGACAACACGGUGGAGGGGAUGGUGAUCCGGCCUGCGUCCCCCAUGGCGAGGGUGGCGGAGAACAGCUACCAGCGCGGCAUCCCCAGGCGCCUGUCGCUGAGCUUCGUGCACGCGUGGACGUUCACGUACACGCAUGUGGUGAACCGCACCAAAGUUAUUAACGAGGACACGCUGCUGGAGCUGGUCAGGCGGAGGCCCAAGGGGACUCCGCUCAUCACCGUCAGCAACCACAUGUCCACCCUUGACGACCCGCUCCUGUGGAACCAGUGGCGCCUGCGCUUCUCCGAUCCGUAUCGCUGCCGGUGGACGCUCACUGCACGUGACAUCUGCUUCACCAACCCCUUCACUGCGUACCUCUUCCGCCUCGCCAAGUGCAUCCCCAUCGACCGCUACGGGGGCAUCUACCAGGACGGCAUGACAGAGGCGGUGCAGCGGCUGAGCGCUGGUGGCUGGCUGCACAUAUUCCCCGAGGGCCGGAUCACCCAGGAGCACGUGGCAUUGGCGCGCCUCAAGUGGGGCCUGGCGUCUGUCAUUGACCGCUGCACCUCCCCGGUGCCACCUGUUAUCCUCUGUGUGGCACACAGCGGGUUUGAGAAUGUGAUGCCUGAGCCGCGCGCCUUUGGCCACAGGGCCAUCGCGCCUCUGUGGGGGCAGCGCAUAGCCGUGGUGGUGGGGGAGCCCUUCCAGUUCCACAUGGGCGCGCUCAGAGCCGCUGCAAGCCAUGCUGCUGCCCACCCGGACGAGUCUGCCUUUGGGGCGGACUCCACGCCUCCUGCUUCCGUCCCCCCCGCUGCUGCUGCUGCUGCUGCUCCUUCUGGUGCAUCUGCUGGUGCUGAUACUGCUGGUGCUGCUCCUGCUGCUCCUGCUGGUUCGGCUGAUGCUGUUCCUCCAACCUCUGCUGCUACAUCCAGUGGCGCUACAGCCAUUGAGGUGCCAGGCAGCAGUGUGACAGGGGGGAGCAGUGCGGUGAAGGAUGAGGCAACCAGGAGGCUGUACGCCUUCAUCACCGGGGAGGUGCGGCAGCGACUGCAGGUGGCAGUGGAUGAAGCCCACAGGCGACAGGCGGAUGGGUGCUGCAGAUGAUGGCAUGCUGCUUUUUGGAGUCAAAAUAAGAAAUUAUUGUUGGAGUCUACGGCAAUCUCUACUGAUUUAGCAUCUAGGGUGUAUCACAGGGGAGGUGUGGUAGAGACUGCAGGCGGCUGUGGAUGAGGCGCAGUCUAUAAGCAGGCACGUUCUGUAGCUGAUUGUUUUGGCAUGGAAAAUGCCAGUGGCGGCAUUCCAUAUGCUUGGCUUGCUUUUGAACUAGUUACCAGCAUGGUAGAAUUCCCAUUGAUUUUGACACGCCAUACCAUCGUUCUUUUUUUUUUUAUGUGUUAUAGGAGGCGG
This is a messenger RNA of Closterium sp. NIES-67, 3606 nucleotides long. The record is from the annotation of a GenBank genome assembly. NCBI's taxonomy places the organism in Eukaryota, Viridiplantae, Streptophyta, Zygnematophyceae, Desmidiales, Closteriaceae.